This is a messenger RNA of Drosophila subpulchrella, 2374 nucleotides long. RefSeq names its product vacuolar protein sorting-associated protein 26 (gene Vps26). Gene Ontology annotation, cellular component: retromer complex; endosome. Gene Ontology annotation, biological process: intracellular protein transport; retrograde transport, endosome to Golgi. The record is from RefSeq and is a predicted model, not a curated record. The transcript is spliced from 2 exons. The coding region runs from base 277 to 1728 and encodes 483 amino acids. NCBI's taxonomy places the organism in Eukaryota, Metazoa, Arthropoda, Insecta, Diptera, Drosophilidae.
CAAUUUUUUUCAUUUCACACACACAUACGCGACACACACGCCAGCAGCGCAACGAAGGACCACAAAAAAGGCCGCAGAAAAACGCCCAAUAAAGCCGAGGGUUACGGAAAAGAAUAUCUAAGGGAUACGGGUGACCAGGACCGCCGACCAGGAGCCACAGCGUCGACAUUCCAGCGGAGCAGCAAGAAGAAGCAGCCGUAGCAGAGGCGGGGGCAAGUGGAAGAAGAAGCAGCAGCAGAAGAGGAAGAAGCCGAUUCGUUUCGACGUUUAUCAAUUAUGAAUUUCCUGGGUUUCGGCCAGUCAGCGGACAUUGAGAUAGUCUUCGAUGGAGCUGAGCACAAGACGGCGGAGGUCAAGGGGGAGGACGGCAAGGUGGAGAAGAUGCUGCUCUUCUACGACGGAGAGACGGUAUCCGGCAAGGUGAACGUGACCCUCAAGAAGCCGGGCAGCAAGUUGGAGCACCAGGGCAUCAAGAUCGAAUUUAUCGGCCAGAUAGAGCUGUUCUACGACCGCGGAAACCACCACGAGUUCAAGUGCUUGGCGAAGGCUCUGGCCCGUCCGGGCGAUCUCAUCCAGAACAACAGCUAUCCGUUCGAUUUCCCCAACGUGGAGAAGCAGUUCGAGGUGUACGCCGGGUCGAAUGUGCGGCUACGAUACUUCCUGCGCGCCACCAUCGUCCGGCGGAUCAGCGACAUCACCAAGGAGGUGGACAUCGCCGUGCACACACUGUGCAGCUACCCGGAAAUGAACAACCCCAUCAAGAUGGAGGUGGGCAUCGAGGACUGCCUGCACAUCGAAUUCGAGUACAACAAGAGCAAGUACCACCUGCGGGACACGAUCAUCGGUAAGAUUUACUUCCUGCUCGUUCGCAUCAAGAUCAAGCACAUGGAGAUCGCGAUCAUUAAGCGGGAGAGCACGGGCACUGGACCCACGAUGUUCAACGAAAACGAGACGAUCGCCAAGUACGAGAUCAUGGACGGGGCGCCCGUCAAGGGCGAGAGCAUACCCAUCCGGGUUUUCCUUGCCGGCUACAAUCUCACGCCCACCAUGCGGGACAUCAACAAGAAGUUCUCGGUCAAGUAUUUCCUCAACCUGGUGCUGAUGGACACCGAGGACCGGCGCUACUUUAAGCAGCAGGAGAUCACGCUGUGGCGCAAGGCGGACAUACCGCGCUACCAUGGAGCCCAGCAGCAGCAGCAGCAACAUCAGCAGCACCAACACGUCCCGCUGCACGCUCCGCCGCACCUGGUCAGUGGUCCCGCUGCGCCCACGGUGGCCCAUUCGCUGAUCAGCUCCAGCACGGACAGCGGCGAGGCGGGCGGAGCUCCGGCAGCGCCGGGCACUGCGGGAUCCGAGUCGAAGAUGGGCCUGUUCACCAGGGAGAGCCCCAACCAGGAGUUUAGCCAGCAGCAACUGGACUCGCCGCCACUGUCGCCCACACCGACGACGGCUCCCAUUUCAGUUCCAGUUCCAGUUCCCACAUCGACGACAUCUGCUACAGAACCGGCUCCCGAGCGGGGCAUGGGCGAUGGAGCCGCAGCGGCCACCACAAGUGCCUCGCCCGUUGCCAUGCUCUCCAGUUCGCCGCCGCCAUUGCUGCCAGCGUCGCCGCUUUCCCGGUCCGAUGGCGAUUCGUCGGAGGUGCAGGUGCAGCCGGAGGAGGAGGCCGGGGACGCAAUUACGGCCACUGCGAAAAAGGCCAGCGUGACGCCGCUGGUGGCCGAUUGAGUGGUUAGCUGGACAGGAUCUCCAUCUUCACGGGGGGCUAAGCAGCAACAGCAGGCGGAACUAUUACGCAUAUAAUCGUAUACAGCAGCAGAAGGGCAGAGGAGCAGCAGCAUCAGCAGCAGCAGCAACAAAUAUGCAUAUAUCUAUUUUUUUAAAGUUAAUUUAAAAUUGUUACAAAUGUUUUAUUGAGGUUAUGCGCGUCAUUUACCAAAAGCAAGCAAAACGCAAAUGAUAGUAACGAAACAAAACGAAACUUAGGACAAAUGAGAAGAGGCGACCUCGUAGCUAUAACCAAUCUCUAGGCGUUUCCAUUGGUAUUAUUGCUAAAGAAAAACGGAUGGAGAUGGUGAUGGUCUCUGACUCGGAUUCGGAUUCGAACCCGAACCCAAAUCCAAAUCCAAAUCCUCCACACCCCCCUAAACUAGUUAAACCCCCUAGUAUUCCGAUGACCAUUCCCUAUCCUAUUGGGGCGUUUGGAAAAUAUAAUUUUUCAAUAUGAAAAAUGUUGAAAUUGCUUUCUAAAAGUGAGAAUCCCUGAAAUUGAAAUCAAACUGUGCAUUAAACUAAACCGACUCCAAUACAGAUAACAGAUAAAAGCAACAAGACAAAACACCCAUUUAAUAAUAAAGUUUUAGUCUAUAGCGUA